AUCAUGAAUCCUCUAAAGCUUCUGCACCUGUCCAACAGAUUGUUGGUGAUCCACUUGUCUAUUUUCUUGACAAUUAUCAAGACAAAUACCGCCAAGUUUAUCAAUCAUUAGCACUCAUGGAACGCGGUGAGAUGGUGAGUUUUUCCUAGCUUAGUGGGUUUCCUUACAAGUAACUUAAUAAUUUCAGGCCUCAUUGUUUCACAUGUCUCAAUUUGGUUUGAAGGAUAAAACGUUAGAUUCAAGUGCCAACCUGCACAAGAUUCCUAAUGUUCUAACUGUUCGCUAUAACGCAUGGCAUUACCGGAAUGAGUUAGAAGCAUGGGCAGGCUUGGCUGUUACAAUAACAAAGGCGAUGGAAGAAUCAAUGACAGAGUCCCAGAGAAUUAGGUCUCGCUGGCGAUACACAAAGAAUGAACGAGGAGGCGAAAUACUUCUACAGUUUCUUUUGCCGUGCAUCCUUGCUCUUUUUCUUUCGGGUUCGGCUACUUGGACAGUCUGGAUGUUGUUAAGAAGAUCAAAGCACAGUGAUCUCGAAGGCUUAAAAUAUGGAUCGAUAGCUAUAACUCUAGUAGUAAUUUUUUGGACUGUAAUGAGACAGUUGCUUUCUGUUUUUAAACCUGUCACUGUUCAAGUUAUGAAAUAUAUUCAUCUGCCUGACCAUAGCACAAAUCUCGGUUAUCAGCAUCAAGUCAUAUCUGACAUCAAAUUCUUAAAAGAACAAAUUUGUGAAAAACCUUCUUUGCUUUGGAAAUUCCUUGCUGGCAAUUGGCUAUGGGGUGACACUGUCGAAGGCACGUCCAUUCCGAAGUCACAUCCGCCUUCCAAAAAUGAUCUUCGCAUGAUUGUCUUUGUUGACGAUUUAGAUAGGUGCGAAGACACCGUCAUUUUAAAGGUACUCUCUGCAGUUAAUUUGGUCUUAGCGGUUUGCGACAUCAACGUGAUUCUUGGAAUGGACAAAAAAAUGAUCUCUAGAGCAAUAGCAAAUAAUUAUCAAAACCAAUAUCAAGACAAUAAUAAUUCAAAUGAGGUUGAUGCGGAUAAUUUGGCGGAGAAAUAUUUACGCAAGAUAAUUCAGCUAACCUUGGCCUUGCCAGAUCUUGGCAAUGAUGAAAGAAAAGAGUUUCUAAAUCAGCAGUUGGGUGUGGAGAUCAAGGAAAUUGGCAACGACGUGACAGAGGGGAGCUCACGACCUUCACCAGGUGCUCAACUGAAUGAUCCAGAAAACCUACAUUUUCUGGUUGAUGCAGAUGGUCAGUUCAGUGAUCAAGAAAACCUUCCACAAAACUAUCCACAAACCGGCCCAGAUUCUGUACUAGAUGCUCAACCCAGUGAUGUAGAAAACCCUCAUGAAAACCUUCUACAAAACCAUCCACAAAGCGCCCCAGGGUCUUUAUCAGGUUCUCAAAUUACAAUAUUACUCAACUGUUUUAGAGCAUUGAGGAGUAGGCUUUGUGGAUGGAAUAAGUCAGAUCGGGAUAUGAGGAGGUCGAAACUGAAAAGCACAAUAGUAAAUAGUCGCCAGUUGAUCAUGCGAAGAUAUAGCCAUGAAGAACGGCGAGCGAUAGCUUUCUUGAGCACACAAACAACAGAUGACCCACAGCUUCCUCGGGAAUGGAAAAGAUUCCUUCUAUACCACCGUCUAGCGUGGAACAUUUUUCUUAUAAGCAAGCAAGGGAAAAACUUAUCAGGAUGGCAGGUUCAGUUACUUGUAUGGACCUUCUGUUGCUGGCAAUGGAAAGACAAUGUCAACUGUAUUAUGAAGGAUUGGAAGAAGCUUGUGUCUAUAAAGGAUGACACUGUAAAUGAUGAGAACCCCUCAUUCAAAACUAUUGUUGAGCAUUAUGUUGACAGAAAUGUAGAACCUGAGGAAAGGCAUAAAUGGCAGUUCCUAAUUCAGAUUUUAUUCAAAUAUGAUGUCACCAUGGAGAGCAUUCAAUCUUUUGAAAAGUUUCGACUACAUUGUGACAUUGGAUAUCCCCUUCGGCUUCCUCCAAAUGCCAUAGAGUCAAUCAGCAGCAUCUCCAACUUGGAAUCUCUCUAAGAAAUGUUGUAUUUCUUGUUAAGUGGAAGAUGAAUCAGAGUUAUUAGAACCUCAAAAAUUAUUAGUGCAAGUCCGAAAGCAAGAGCUAAGUAAUUUAUUAUCCUCUAAUACUAUUGCCCAUGCCGUCACCUACUAACAAAACAGUGUCUCCAGCCGACUACGCAUCGAGUGACUUCUAGAGGCUUCAGUCCACAUGAUUCUUGUGUUGCAUUCUUUCAACAGUCCAUCAUUCAUUUUGUAACUAAUUCUUAUCCAGAGUCUUCUAUGUAUCUUCUUAUAAGUUCAAUUGCAAGGGCCUGUAUUCAGUAGAGCCCAUUUAUGGGUUUCUCUCCUGUCUCUUCCCCUAUGCAUUUCUGUGUGUAUUUCUGUUUUUAUCAUGGUAUCAGAGCCGAUGGUGAAGAUCUUGGAUGUCGAGUGUACCAGAGUUAGUCAAUACAAAAGGAUAGAUCAAUGGUUUUCCCAUGAUCUGGUUUGUUUCUCUGUGUUUGUGCUCCAGUUUGCAGCUAGUGUGUCGUGUUAUGACUCUGUGUUUUGUAUGGCUGGGAGUUGUCGAAUCAGUUACAUGUCAGAUGCAUCUCUGUGCAGAUUUAAUCAUUUUAUUUCAUGCUGAUUGCGUAGAGUUUCUUGAGUUUUAAUCUGUGGGCAUCUUGGAUGGAUUUGGAGAAGAAAUUGUGAGAAUAGUGUUGCCUAUGUCAUCUGCAUAUUCAUCAUUGUUGUCAAUUUCCAUUGACUGAAUCACAUUUGGGGCAGUCAGUUUAAUUUCUCUGUAAUGGGGUUACUCUCCGUAUUUAUGGGCAAUGUCCUCAUUAUUUUCACGCAGGGGUACUUGGCUUUGAUAGGCAUGCUUGUUGCAUAUUGGUUUACCAUGCUUUCUGAGUGGACUACGUGGAUAAUGGUUGCACUGUUGACUUAUAAUGUUGUCGUUGUCUUGAUCCCCAGUGGCCCUCUAUGAAUACCUGUAGGGCUUGCUAUGUCCAGAGAUGAGGAAAGCCUGUAUCUAUAUGUGGAAUUCUCUGUUCUGUUUGUGUUCUGUUUUCAUAAGGAGUUUCCAGCAAGUCUGAUCAUGUUUGAAAUGUUUUUGGUUGGAGGUGACAAAAUUAGUGUUUUGAUGCAAGGCGGUGCAUGAUUGGUGGUACACAACACUCUAGAGUUUGUGGUAUACAUUAUUGAUGAACCAUGUAUGUAUCUAAAAAGCACUCUUAUAGAACUGGCAAGCACAGUGGCUGGUUAACUAUGUGUCUCAGUAGAUGGUUUGCUUUUUAUAUGGACUCAAUAAUUUUAGAAAAAAAUUCUGAAGUGAUGAAAGUUUCCCCAUCAUGAUGGUCAUUGGAACCAUGUUAGUGCUGAGUCUCUUGUGAUGGUUUGUGGUAUGCCAAAACCACUUGUUUGGGUGAAAAAAACCAAAGUAAUGUGAAAUUCAAAUUGAUUGUAUCAAUUGGGGAAAACCCAAAUGGUUAUGAGUAAACUGGUUAAAAACCGAAAAGUUCAAUAGAGCCCAUUUAUGGGUU
Molecule: messenger RNA, 3549 nt
Organism: Cryptomeria japonica (Japanese cedar)
Lineage: Eukaryota; Viridiplantae; Streptophyta; Pinopsida; Cupressales; Cupressaceae
Exons: 6
Coding region: 203-2041 (612 amino acids)
Molecular function (GO): protein binding
Source: RefSeq, a predicted model, not a curated record